Molecule: messenger RNA, 801 nt
Organism: Mangifera indica (mango)
Lineage: Eukaryota; Viridiplantae; Streptophyta; Magnoliopsida; Sapindales; Anacardiaceae
Product: ethylene-responsive transcription factor LEP-like
Exons: 1
Coding region: 1-801 (266 amino acids)
Biological process (GO): regulation of DNA-templated transcription
Molecular function (GO): DNA-binding transcription factor activity; DNA binding
Source: RefSeq, a predicted model, not a curated record
AUGAAUUCAUCAUCCAAGUCUAAGAGCAAGAAGAAGCAGGCACAAGCACAAGACGCUGCUACAUCAACAACAGGAGGCGGCAGCACAAAGUUCUUGGGAGUAAGAAGGCGGCCGUGGGGAAGAUACGCAGCAGAAAUAAGAGACCCUUCAACAAAAGAAAGGCAUUGGCUUGGAACUUUUGACACUGCUGAAGAAGCCGCUUUGUCUUACGACAGAGCCGCCCGUUCCAUGCGUGGCCCUCGAGCUCGCACUAAUUUUGUUUACUCCGACAUGCCCGCUGGCUCUUCUGUUACCUCCAUAAUUUCCCCGGAUGAACAACAACACAGUAACUUCUCUUCUUCUCUCCAUCUCCCUCAAACCCACCACCAAAAUCUUCAAACCAUCUUCAACCAUGAUUCAAACUUCGACUCCCAUUUCUCUUCCGGGCCGCAACCCAUGCCUCACGAUCAUCACACUGACUUGUAUAACAACUAUCAGCAACCAGUCAUUGACAACACUUUCAGUUCUCAUGAGCCUCCACCAUUGCCUACUGAAAUAUCAGAUUACAGCUACGGUGAUUCUGAUUCCAAUAUCGCCAUGAAUUCUUGCUAUGAUUUUAGUAGUAAUUUGAUGGGGUUCUCUGAUCAUCAGACAACAUUUGCCAAUGGGUUUGAUGAUACGAUGGGAAGUGGAAGUGGGUCAUAUAUUGGGUUUGAUUCAAGUGAUCAGUAUGUGCACAGCCCGCUUUUCAGUAGCAUGCCACCGGCUUCUGAUACGGCUCCAGAUAGUUUCCAUUUAGGAUCGUCUUCUUUUUUCUUUUAA